AUGAAGAGGACUAGGCCUAGCCAUACCCAUCAUUAUAGUGAAGAGGCCUUUCCGUUUACUAGGCCUAGCCAUACCCAUCAUUAUAGUGAAGAGGACCUUCCGUUUACUAGGCCUAGCCAUACCCAUCAUUAUAGUGAAGAGGACCUUCCGUUUACUAGGCCUAGCCAUACCCAUCACUAUAGAGUAGAGGCCUUUCCGUUUACUAGGCCUAGCCAUACUCAUCACUAUAAUGAAGAGGACCUUCCGUUUACUAGGCCUAGCCAUACCCAUCAUUAUAGUGAAGAGGACCUUCCGUUUACUAGGCCUAGCCAUACCCAUCAUUAUAGUGAAGAGGACCUUCCGUUUACUAGGCCUAGCCAUACCCAUCACUAUAGUGAAGAGGACCUUCCGUUUACGUUUCACUAUAGUGAAGAGGACCUUCCGUUUACUAGGCCUAGCCAUACCCAUCACUAUAAUGAAGAGGACCUUCCGUUUACUAGGCCUAGCCAUACCCAUCAUUAUAGUGAAGAGGACCUUCCGUUUACUAGGCCUUCCCAUACCCAUCAUUAUAGUGAAGAGGACCUUCCGUUUACUAGGCCUAGCCAUACCCAUCACUAUAGAGUAGAGGCCUUUCCGUUUACUAGGCCUAGCCAUACAUCACUAUAA
Acanthosepion pharaonis is the source of this 645-nucleotide messenger RNA. Lineage: Eukaryota; Metazoa; Mollusca; Cephalopoda; Sepiida; Sepiidae. The record is from the annotation of a GenBank genome assembly.